AUGGCCAGCCUGGAUGUCGAGGCCUUGCUCGAGGCUACAGAGAAACAGGCCAACGACCAGCACCAGGCCAAGCAGGCGGAGCACCGCUCCGGACGACAGAGCGACUCGCACCGCGACGACACCCACCGCAGCGACACUGGUAGCAACAGUAGCCGUGGCACGGGACGCCGCGGCAGCCAUGACCACCGCCGUGGCCACAGCCGCCGCCACCGCAGGGACGGUGACUUCUACCGUGGCGGGCGCGGACGCUCUCGCACCCGCUCGCGAUCUCCUCGCCGCCGUCAUCCUCGUGAUGACCGCGACCGUCGCCGAGAGCGUCGCUCCAUGGACCAGGGUCGGCCCAACAGAGACCGCACCCCCACUCGCAACGAAGAUGAACGUGAUCGACACACCGUCUUCGUCCAGCAGCUCGCCAAUCGUCUCCGCACCGAGACGUUGAAGAAGUUCUUUGAGGACAACGUCGGGCCCGUCAACGAAGCCCAGAUCGUCAAGGACCGCAUUAGUGGCAGGUCCAAGGGUGUUGGCUACGUUGAGUUCAAAGACGAGGAGUCGGUCCAGAAGGCUCUUCAGCUCACCGGCAGACCUCUCGAGGGCAUUCCGAUCAUUGUUAGAGUCACUGAGGCGGAAAAGAAUCGACAAGUCCGCAAGACGGAGGAGUCUGGCGACCAGAACAGCUCUGCUCCAUUCCACCGCCUCUACAUCGGCAACAUUCACUUCAACGUGACUCAGUCUGACCUCGUGUCUGUAUUCGAGCCUUUCGGCGAACUCGAGUUUGCUCAGCUCCAAAUGGACGAGAAUAAGCGCAGCAAAGGCUUUGGCUUUGUUCAGUACAAGGAAGCUUCCAAGGCCCGAGACGCACUGGAGAAGAUGAACGGCUUCGAGCUUGCUGGUCGUCCUAUUCGCGUUGGACUGGGCAACGAUCGCUCCGGCUCCGAUGGGGCCAACAACCGAGGCCACGGACCAAACGCCAGCUUUCAGGGCUCCGCCUUCUCUGGCGCAGGUGGUCGAGGCCAUUCCUCUGCAUUUGACCGAGCCGGAAGAGACAACGAGCGAAAUGGCGGAGGGGGCGCGUUGGACGACUCCGACGUAGCUGGGGUGAACUUCAAUAACUACAGUCGCGAUGCGUUGAUGAGAAAGCUUGCCAGGACCGACGACGCCUCCACUGGCAAAGUUGACGCACAGGUUUUCAAGGCGAAGGCCGAGGCCAAGCCACUUCCCGCCAAUGUCAACAUGGCGAGCCGCUGUGUCAUCCUCCGCAACAUGUUUGACCCCGAGCAGGAGGAGGGCGAAGCCUGGGUCAAGGAGCUCGAGGAAGACAUUCGAACGGAAGCCGAGAAGCAGUAUGGCCAUGUCGUGCACAUUGCCGUCGAUGCCAACUCCAAAGGCGACGUCUACCUCAAGUUUGACAAGGUCCAGGGCGGCGAGAAUGCCAUCAAAGGCCUCAACGGCAGAUACUUUGGCGGGCGCAUGAUCAACGCGUCUCCCGUUGUGGACGCCGUCUACAGCAGCCUCUUCUCGCGAACCCGCGCCAUCUAA
Molecule: messenger RNA, 1536 nt
Organism: Hirsutella rhossiliensis
Lineage: Eukaryota; Fungi; Ascomycota; Sordariomycetes; Hypocreales; Ophiocordycipitaceae
Product: RNA recognition motif domain-containing protein
Exons: 4
Coding region: 1-1536 (511 amino acids)
Biological process (GO): mRNA processing
Cellular component (GO): nucleus
Molecular function (GO): RNA binding
Source: RefSeq, a predicted model, not a curated record